Xenopus laevis (African clawed frog) is the source of this 4188-nucleotide messenger RNA. Its product is annotated as extended synaptotagmin-1-like. Bases 497 to 1831 code for a protein of 444 amino acids. NCBI's taxonomy places the organism in Eukaryota, Metazoa, Chordata, Amphibia, Anura, Pipidae. The transcript is spliced from 13 exons. The record is from RefSeq and is a predicted model, not a curated record.
AUACAAUAAUGGAACAUGAACCGUAACACGCUUCUUCCUCUCUGUUCCUGCAGGUUCCACAUGAAGACUUUGAGAAAAUCGAGUCCCUGAAUGUGGUAAGUUUUAUAUAUAUUUAUUUACACUUUAUUCUUUGUCACUGGAUGAUUGUACAUGGGAAAUUUGGGCAUGCAUGGGUAUGUAUGUGUCUAAAUCUCUAACCUCUGCCUUUUCAAUUUUUUUCAAUGGCAGAUUGUUGAGAACAUAUGGCAUCUUCUUUCCAAAUACGUGGAAACGAUGAUUCGAGAGAGGAUUCAGCCUGACAUACGCGCCAAAAGCAAUUAUCUUGCCUCGUUCCGUUUCAUCAAUAUCGAUUUUGGCACGAAGGUAAUGAUCUCUUUCUGUACUUGGGUUAUUCCUCUUCUUGUAAAUAGAUUUCUUGUAACACCCCAAUCUUUAUGCUCAGCCCCCACAGAUAAAGUCUUGGAAAACUCAUGCGGAUCCAGAAAAAAAGCAAAUAAUGUUGGAUCUCGAUAUCAGUUAUAAUGCCGACAUAAAGGUGGAUGCUGGUUUUACGGAAAAAACCCCCAUAGCCGGCAUCAAAUCUAUAAAGCUGGAGGGAAUCUUGCGGGUAAUUUUGGCACCGCUGAUGGAGGACUCACCCAUAUUUGGAGCACUGACCGUUUAUUUCCCUCAUCGUCCGGUAUUGGAACUACAAUGGACCGGAUUUGCCCACCUACUGAAUAUUCCUGGACUUCAAACGCUGUCGGAAAGAGAGCUUGUGAACCAAAUCGGACAGAUCAUCGUUGCGCCGCAGCAUUUCAGCCAUCCCCUUGCAGCCAGAUUUGAUUUGGCUAAGCUGCAGUUUUUAGAACCCUGGAAUGCGCUUCGUAUCCGAGUCAUAGAAGCCAAAAACCUUGUUGCCAAGGAAAUUUUAACCAAAUCGUCGAACCCUUAUGUUGUGAUAUGCGGAGGAGGAACAACAGCAAAGACAAGGGUGAUACACAAGAACUUGAAUCCAAAGUGGAAUGAGACCUUUGAGAUAUUAUAUUCUGACCUCCCAGACCAGGAGAUAGAAUUUAAUCUCAUGUCUGACAAAGGCGUUAAGAUAAACCAGCAAUUGGGCAGUUGCAGAAUUAGAAUUAAAGAGGUGCCAGAGAGAGGAUUCAUAGACAAGUGGAUAGAUUUGGAGAACGUAAAGUCUGGCCAGCUUCAUAUCAAGGUGACACGUCUCAGGCUACUUUCAGACCCAACCCAACUGGAAGAGGUAAAGUCUCUGUUCCUUUACGCUGGCUGCCGUGGAAAUACGUUGGAAUGUUUUGUUGGUGCAUCAAAUUUUUUUUUGGUUUUCCAGGUGCUGAAAGUAAACGAACAAUCUCGGCCAAAAAGAGAUAAUGAGAUUGCUUCAGCCGUUCUGUACACCUAUAUUGAAAAAGGAAGGGGUCUGCCUGUUCUACAAAUGAAGAAGGACAAUCUGAAAGCGUUAGCUGUCGUGCAGGUUGGCGUUGAAGACAAUGUAAAGAAGUUUGGAAGCAGAAUAAAUAACGGAGAAGCAGAGUGGAAAAAGAGGUUCCAGUUCUUGAUAAGGAACCCACUUAAUGAGGAACUGAAGCUUAAGGUUCACAAUGAACACAAUAAGCCCAUCGGAAGUAUUACCGUGCGCCUAUCUCGCCUUCUGGCUGCUUCGGAAAUGACCUUGCAGGACUGGCUGCCCCUGGAAUCAACUGAACAGAAUAGUGAAAUCCGGGUGAAAUUACAAUUGAGGAUUUUGACCCCUGAUGUUGGAGCUCCAUCGCCCCAAGGAAAGACCAAGGCUCAAUAUAUCAAACCACGGACCAAAGUCAAGAAGCACUGAGCGUUCAUUUUACAAUCAUUAGGUGACUGGCCAGUCUACCAACUCAUAGACACAAUCCACACAAUCUAUUUGAUGAAUUAGAGCCAACAGAAAUUCCAAAUAAAGAAUUUAUUCCUGAUUCAAAUGAUAUUGUUUACCCGUUAUUAAGAUCAAAGCUAACGCGCAGGUCUCCCUCCCACGGUUGGACAAAUCUCAAGUCCUUUAUAGGAGUUAAAUGGAACAUACAGGAUCUAGGAGGCACAUUAGCUCAUAAGUGGUUGGACGUGGAAAAGUUUCAUAGUGACUUAAUGCAGUGUUGUAUUUGAAGGAAUCUAAAUAUUUCCUCUUGGGGAAUGUUAUACUGGUCACGCAAUUGUUGCACUGAGAGUAAGGGUGUCCGUUUAGGAAGGGUAAAUAUUGUAGUCAGGUUGUUUUGUUCCCACCACUGGAAGGUCCCACCAGAAAUCCCCGGAGGAAAGUCUGGGUUAGACCAAAAAACAGCUGGUUUAGAUGGAGAAACAAACUUAUAAGGCCAAAUCUGUGCUGUAUCUUGAGAGAAUGUGACAAUAUUUGGGUGUGUCCUUAAUUGUAUAGCGAAUCGUUUAGACCAUAAUACAUUUUGAACAUGCCCACUGUCCAGGGAAUCCUGGCUUCGGCACCUCUGUGCCACGGUAUGAGUUGACUAAGUUGGGCUUCUAUAUGGUAAUAGUGAAGGUUUUAGGCUUCCCUUCUAUUGCUCCUGGAAGUAGUAGAAGAGUUAAAUCUGAUUCUUUUGUUAUCCCACAAAAAUGUAUUGAAAACUUUUAGUAAAUAUUCUAUGCCUUCUGGAGGAGUAACAACUUUCAUGGUGUGGAGAUGCGUACGGACAUCUAAGAUGUCUAUGAAGAAAGUAAACUCUGCUGAGGCUCUGAGAUGGAGGAUGAAGAAGGAGGAAUGGGAGGAUUUAAUACCAACACAGAACUUUUGAAAAGAAGGUAGCAUGCGGUAAGGUAACUCAUGAUCUGCCCACAAUCUGAGGAGGAGGAACUUAGAAGACUAGAUUUUAUCUCCUACAUGAAUAAUUCAUUCAACUACCCUGAUGUAGCUUCUCGUCACCCUUUGGCAUCAGUUUAAGCUGUGAGCCAUGCAAGUACUUUUGGGGCAGAGGAGAAGGAUGCGGACAUCAAAGAUGCCCAUGAAGCAAGAAAUUCCAAGUGGAAAGUCUGGGUUAGACAAACCCUGAGAGAAUGUGACAAUAUUGGGUGUGCCCUUAUUUAUAGAGGGAAGCGUUUAGAACAUAAGGGGGGAUGAAGCCCGUUUAGGGAUGAAAUGGAGUUAUGCAAGGCCCCCUUCCACGUAAGGUGCAGCCCUUUUAGCCUCCCCCACCCCAUUCCCAGCUAGCCCCCAGGUAAGAACAAUGGAAAGGGGGAAAAAAGUGUGCGGGUUGGGGGUGGAAACAGAGGAGGAGCGUUGAGCAGGGCAGGGGUUUUAAGAGGAUGUGGUUUGUGAAGAGUUCAUACGUAUUUGUUUUUUGUUUCCCAUUCUCCCUCUCUAGGUAAGACGGAUCCAGUCGAGAAAAAGGUGCUCCAGGGUUGUUACGACCGAUCGCCUGGAUGGGGUCAGGAAGGAAUUUUUCUCAUAGCACUUAAUUGGCUGAAAAGUGCUAGAGUUUUCGCCUUCCUUUGGAGUACCAUUAUCUGUGUUGGUCAACAGAUUUGCUAGGGUCAGCUGCGGCUAGGCAUCAGUGCAGCUCUAGGUCUACGAAUUGGUUACAGUGCAAGCCUACCUUGAGUGAGUCACAAGUGUGCAUCAGACUGGGACUGCACGGUCUUCUCUGAUGCAUGCAAGUGACUGGGCUAGUGCCUUUUAUGCACAUUCAGGGAGCAGGGGGUGGGCAAAAAGGCGGUCACUGAGUGCGCCCGGCCCUGUGAUCUCUACUUCAUGUUUGGAAAAUUUUUGGGCAUUGAGCCCACGUUUUUUUGAGUUGCACAUUUUUUGGGCAGGGAGCCCACGAUUGGAGAAUAAGAGCCGCAUCUGGGGUCAGGGUGUACCUUAACUUUGAUUCUUUACGUGUAAAAUAAAGCCUGUGCCCUCCACUGAUUUUGCCAUAAUAUGUCUCUGUGUUUUAAUUGAAUGGUAAAGGCACAACUUGGGGGAUAGGGGGUUCCUUGGCCUAUACAUUUCGAACAUGCCCACAAGAAGGCCAGUGUUUUUAUGGACUUUCCUUGUGUACACUACAUCCCAAGAUAGUACAGUGGGUCACCUUACAGAUUUAGGGUCUAUGGCCCUGUUCAAUGGUCAGCUCUAUGGUUUAUGGACAUAGAUAUAUGGAUGUCAGUGUGAGCAUUAUGUUCAAGCUGUUUGUAGACGCUCCCUAUGUCUGUAUUGGUUUAUUCCAG